AUGCACUUAUCCCUGCGUGCACGAUCGUGGCAUUUGCGCACGCACGCAGACGGCGACGAGACGGCCGUGGAUGCGCUGGGCACCCUGAAGCUGCUGCAGUACAGCAGCGACAGCCCAGUGUGGCCGACGCUGACUCAAAAGGACAACUUGAUCAUCCACGAGCUCAUCAAGGCCAAGCGCUGGGGCAUGGUCCUAAAAGCCGCACGUGAGGCACCUACUUGGAUAUGGCUUCGCGAUGCGGCGCGCGAUGGGCAUGUCCCCAUCUUGGUUCUCAUCCUGCAGCAGGACCCCCCAGCCGGCACCAUCACCGCGAUCGUCUCCGCCAUCGCGGCGGCCGCGAGGGCGCCGCACGACACCCCUGCCCGCGUACGCGAGGCCGUGCGGGCGGAGGCGCUCGUGGCUGGGCGGGAUGGCGUGUGCGCGCUGCUGCUGGCGGUGCAGCGGCGCGCGGGCGGCAUGGUGGAGGAGCUCCUGGCGCUCGGCGCCGACCCGCUCGUGCUGCGGCGCCCGCGGGGCGGCGGCAGCGGCGGUGGAAGCGGCGGAGGCGCGGCGAGGGCGACGACCCCGACCCACGAGGCGGUGGCUGCCGGGAUGGCCAACGCGGUCACGAAGAUGGCGGCGACGGACGCUUUCAAGAAGGCGGCCGACAGGUUUCUGGCAGACGCGUCGUCGGCCGCGGCGCGGGGCCAGGGCGGCUCGGCUUGGUACAACGGGGCCGGGGAGAGCGUGCUGCAUCUGGCCGUGCGUCUGCAGGCCCCCAAUAUGGCGCGCACGCUGCUGGGCGCCGUCGGGCUCGCGGGCGCGCUGCAGCUGACCGCGCCACCGGAGGCGCCGCGGGCCGCGGCGGCGGAGGCGGCGCUGCCGGGCGGGGACGGGCCAAAGUCGGCGCUGCUGAUGGCGGUUGAGAUCCAAGAUUUGGGCUCCGCCUGCAUGGACGGCUUCCUUCGCGCCUGCCUGGGGCAGUUUGUCGCUACCAAGCACCUGCCGACUGCCCUGCACCCAGACCUCCCUUUGGCAUCCCAGCGCCGCCUCGCCGCCUGGCUGGCCCGCCAGCCGGCCGCGCUGCAGCCGCUCCGCUCGGACCCGCGGCGCCGCGGCGUUUUUCUAGAGGCCUGCCUAGCUGAAGGCCGCGCCGCGGCCGUCGAGCUGCUGCUGAGCCCGGCGGGCGCCGGCGCGGCGGGGCCGCUCAAAGGGGACGCCGCCGCGCAGGCGCGCCUGCUCGCCGCGUCGGCGGCGGCGAAGGCGCCCGAAAUGCUGAGCGUCGUGCUGACGGCCGCGGGGGAGUCUCUGGAGCGGCCGUGCGCGGCGGGGCUGCAACUGCCGCACGGAGUGCUUGCCGCGCUGCAGGAGGAUGAGCUUCUGACGCUAGUGCGGCUGGGCUUCAGCGUGCACGCAAAGGACGCUUCGGGAACGCCUGUCGCGCACGCGAUCGCCGCCAGCCACCCGGCCGCGCUGGCCAAGCUCCUCGAUGCGAUGACGGACGAUGACGUCGCCCUGGUCGUGGAGGGGACGGACGACCUGUGGAAGCACAACCUGCUGCACGUCGCCGCGUCGCUGCCGGACAGGCAGCGCGGCGUGUUGCUGGGGCCGCUGGUCGCGGCGGCGGCGCGGCUGGGGCUCGUGGGCGCGUUCGCGGCCGUCAAUGGGAAGAGGCAGCCGCCGUCGGCAGUGACCAAGAACAAGCGCGUGAAGGAAACACUGAAGCAGGGGGAGGUUCAGGCCCGCAAAGCGGCUGCAGAGCGGGCUCGCGCCGCGAAGGCGGCGCGCGCGGCGGAGGAGGCGGCGCGGCGGCGGCUCGAAGCCAGCGCUGGCGGCGGGGGCGGCCAGGAGGGGGCGGGGGACGCCGGCGAGAGGGCAGACGGCGACACAAAGGGCGGUCAGCAGGAGGCAGGCGUGCAGGACAGCUGCACAACUGCAAAGGAGGGGGCCGAGGAACAGGGGCCGCAGCCGUCGCAGCAGCAGGAACAGCAGCAGCAGCAGGAGCAGCAGCGGCCGGUCGUCCCGGCCGCGGCUCCACCCGAGACCGAGAAGCAGCGCGCCGCGCGCGUCUCCGCCCUGCUCGAUCGCCUAAACGAAGCCCUCGACGCCGCCGCGGACCGCCAGGAUGCGGCGCAGCAGCGCGCCGCGGCCGCGGCCGGCAGCGCCGCCGCGCGCGCGGACGCUGCGCUGCGGCGCCGGAUGGCGGGUCUCGCGCCUGCGCGGCCGGCGGACAAGGACGCGCCGCUCGGCGGCGAGGCCACGGCGGCGGCGGCGGAUGGCGGCGGCGCAGAGGGCGGCGGCGAGGAGGCGGACGGCGUCGACUCGGACGAUUCGGAAGACGAGGCUGCGUCAGCCGGGGGCGCCGCCGCGUCGGCAUCGCCUGCCAAACGGCCGUCGAGCGCGCCGCAGCAGCAGGGGGCCGCCGGGACGCCGGGCAGGAGGGCGGCAGCGGCAGCGGGCGGCGUAGGGGAUGAUGAGGAUGACGUGGAUGAGCUUUCGCUGGAGGGGCUGCCUUGGGAGGUCUGCGUCCCUGCCAGCGGCUUGACAGCGAAUUGGAGUGCCAGCCUGAUUCUAGUGUGA
Messenger RNA from Monoraphidium neglectum, 2559 nucleotides. RefSeq lists its product as hypothetical. The record is from RefSeq and is a predicted model, not a curated record. The transcript has 6 exons. NCBI's taxonomy places the organism in Eukaryota, Viridiplantae, Chlorophyta, Chlorophyceae, Sphaeropleales, Selenastraceae. The coding region runs from base 1 to 2559 and encodes 852 amino acids.